Molecule: messenger RNA, 1761 nt
Organism: Dentiscutata erythropus
Lineage: Eukaryota; Fungi; Glomeromycota; Glomeromycetes; Diversisporales; Gigasporaceae
Source: the annotation of a GenBank genome assembly
ACCAAAAGAAAAAGUUCUUAUGGUGGUGGUGAUGAUCCUUACGAAAAAGUUAUCACCAUUUUUCAUAGUUCCGGUUCAACCUCAUUUCCUAAAUUAGUUCCUCUCACAAAUCGUUAUUUCUUGGUUUUGGAACAAAGAGAUAAAGCUGGUGAUGUUGUCCUAGCAACCGCUCCAUUAUUUCAUAUUUUUGGAAUGUCUGUUUCAAUAAAUACCAUUUUCUAUCCUGGUUCUGUAUAUGUAUUUCCAAUCGUCUCAGGAUCAGUUCCUUUAAUAAACAAAAUUUUACAUAGUUUAAAUCAAUCUAAGUCUAAUGUUUUUUAUACUUUACCCGCUAUUAUUGAACAAAUUUAUAAAAAUCAUCCUGAAGAAAUUAAAACCUUAUUAAAAUUAAGUUCUAUCAAAUAUGCUGGUGCUGCAUUAUCACCUCAAAUAGGUAAAAAGCUUAUUCAAUCCGGUGUUAAUGUCCAAUCUAUGUAUAGUUCAACUGAAACAGGUGUUAUUAUGGAUACUUCUAAAAAUUCUUCUUCACCUAAUAUCCCAUGGAAUGCAAUAAACUUAGUAGUACCAGAAACAAAAGAAUUAAUUAUAGAAAAAAGAUCUCCAUAUCUUUCAAACAUUAAAGGAAAUACCGAGAAUGGUGGUUAUAGAACAGGUGAUUUCUUCCUUGAAACUUCAAAAGAUACAAUUCGCCUUAAUCAAUUUGUUAAACAAGUAGUCGUCGUUGGAUUUAAUAGACCAUUCAAUUGUCUUUUUAUAGAACUUGAUUAUGAAAAUAUCAAACUGACUCCUUUCUUAGAUGUUACCAAAAGUAUCUUUGAUUCUGUACAUCAAGCUAAUAAUGACUGUCCAUCACAUUCACGAAUCUUUGAUGAAAUGAUUUAUAUCUUACCUCUUGAAGGAAAAACAAUUGCUCAUACCCUUAAAAAUAAUGUUCAAUAUUCCCUUAAAUCAGCUAUUGGAGAUUCAUUUUCACUAACUGACGAUGACGAAGCCUCAUUCUUUGCUAUUGGUUUAGAUUCUUUAUCUGCAACUAAAUUACGAGCUAUUCUUCAAAAACAAUUUCCGGUUAUCAACCUUCCUCAUGAUAUUAUUUUCGAAUAUAAUACAUUCCAAAGUCUUACUCAUUAUUUGAUAAAAGAAUUAUCAAAAAACAGCUCUCCACAAGGUCAAAAUGCUGAAGACAGUUACGAAGCAAAAUUACAGGCUCUUAAAAAUGAAGUGAACUCAUAUAUUCAAAAAUAUAGUGCAACUGAUAAUUUCCCCCCUGUGGAUAACUCUGAUAAAAUUAAUGGAAUCGUAAAUGAAAAAAAUGGUGAAACGGUUCUUAUUACAGGUGUUACUGGAUCUCUUGGAUCUUUUAUUCUCUAUUCAUUUGAACAACGCCAUUUAGAUUCUUCUUUAUUAUCCAAAGAACAUAUUAUCAUUUUACCAAGUGAUUUGGGUGAUUCGAAGUUUGGACAAACCGAAAAGAUUUAUUCAAAACUUGUACAAGAAGUAACACAAAUUUACCACGUCGCUUGGAGAUUGGAUUUUAAUAAUAAAAUUCAAGUUUUUGAACGUGAUAGUAUUGCUGGAACCGUUCAUCUUCUUAUGCUCGCUCGUGAAGCAUAUACUCAUCAUCAAAACGUUCAUUUUAAUUUUACAUCAAGUAUCAGUACAACUGUUAGAUCAAAAACAAAUGUUAAAGAAGAUGAAUUACCUCACGAUAUUUCAAGUGCAAUGAUUAACGGAUAUGCUUUAUCUAAAUUCAUUACUGAAAAU